This is a messenger RNA of Didymosphaeria variabile, 1293 nucleotides long. RefSeq lists its product as uncharacterized. The transcript has 2 exons. NCBI's taxonomy places the organism in Eukaryota, Fungi, Ascomycota, Dothideomycetes, Pleosporales, Didymosphaeriaceae. Bases 1 to 1293 code for a protein of 430 amino acids. The record is from RefSeq and is a predicted model, not a curated record.
AUGUCACUUAAGUCGCCCUACCACGAUUGGAUCAAGUCGCUCGUUGAUGCCGGAUACGGAAACCUGCGAGUGCUCGAGGAAAGCCUGAUGCAAAACUCCAAACAUGUAGACGCGACUUGCACGGUACUCACCUUGACCAAGGACGGAGCUUUGGAGGCUCGUCGAGCCGCUACUGAUGAGGAUUUCAUUCUACCAUCGGAGUGCAAGUCCAACCGCGCUUUCGUUAUCGAAGGUCUCUCGCGUGACAUGGUUGAGAAGGUUGGGUCUGCAUUUGAAAUCGAGCCCGAAUUCUUCGGGAGCCAUCUUCGCGCCACCACAUGGAAUUAUUAUGAUGGCAGAUCAAAUGCAAUUCCAUUGCCCUCAAUCCGGAAACAGUCGAACUUCUGGACUUUGGAAUACUGGGAGUGUGUCCAGUUAACUGGAAGACACCACCUGGGUGUUAUUCUGGUCGACAGUCCUCUUCCCAAGCUCAUCAGAUUUGCGUACGAUAACUUUGAGGACUCUCAGGAAUGUCCCUGGGUUCCGUAUCAAGGCGGCCCACUGGACUUCGCCAAUCUCGAAACAAGGAAAGACUUCCUCCAAAGGCAUCCGAAAUCUGUGAAAGAAUCAUUGAUCAGCCGAUUGAACUUCCCGAAACGUGCUUUGCCUGCGCCUAUUGGUGCUUCCACCACGGCAGCCAUCUUGCAGCAGAUUGUCCUCUCAAACUGGGCGCUCACCUUGCGUUUCUUAAGGCGCGAUUUCGACUCUGUCAAUCUGAGCGACUUGGCAAAUGAUAGCGUAGAUACGUCUCAGACGGAAUCUACUCUUCAAAACCUCGGCUCGUGCCGUAAUCUCCUGGAAAGAUGUUCUGUCAUUACACGGCGAAAUCUUGCCCACCUCAAGAUUGCCCCCAAGGAAAAUAUUUCCAGGAGUAUCCAGGAUGCAAACACGACUUGUGACCUACUGCACCUAGAUUGGCUGUUCACUUCCGACGAAAUUCAACACUGUAUCAAUGAGACUGAUCAAUUCAUCAAUAUCCGUCUUGCUAGUUUUUCUGUGCUCGACAGUAAACGGACUGCUAUGCUGUCCUACUCAUCAAAUCAGAUUAGCAAGCUAGGCCAGCUACUUAUCCUUUUCUUCACACCGGCCGCAUUCGCUUACGGUGUGCUCAGCAUGGGCGGAGACUUCUUACCUGGGAACAAGAAAUUCUGGAUUUUCUGGGCCGUGGCUAUCCCCCUCUCGACGAUAACCAACAUGAUAUUUUACUUGUGGAGAAAUCAUACUUAUCGCUCUCACGGAAUGGGGGUUUCGUAG